Telopea speciosissima is the source of this 1995-nucleotide messenger RNA. Its product is annotated as DEAD-box ATP-dependent RNA helicase 18. Lineage: Eukaryota; Viridiplantae; Streptophyta; Magnoliopsida; Proteales; Proteaceae. The transcript is spliced from 11 exons. Gene Ontology annotation, molecular function: nucleic acid binding; ATP binding. Bases 29 to 1810 code for a protein of 593 amino acids. The record is from RefSeq and is a predicted model, not a curated record. Gene Ontology annotation, cellular component: nucleolus.
AUACAGUCUGUGCUGCACUCUUGAGGACAUGGCAUUGGUGUCGAAGGACGUUCCCAACAGAGCCUUGACGGACCUUCGCUUUUCCGAUCUCAAACCCUCUCUGUCGGCUCCCGUGCUCGAUGCCCUAUCCCAAACUGGUUUUCACUUCUGCACACCAGUUCAAGCCGCAACAAUUCCCCUACUCUGUAGCUUUAAAGAUGUCACUGUAGACGCCGCCACUGGUUCUGGGAAAACCCUAGCGUUUGUUGUUCCCCUUGUCGAGAUCCUCCGUCGUUCUUCGGAGCGCCCAAAACCUCACCAGGUUGUGGGUGUAAUUAUCUCUCCAACAAGAGAGUUAUCAUCACAAAUAUACCAUGUUGCACAGCCUUUCGUUUCAACAUUACCGAAUGUUAAGGCAGUGCUUCUUGUUGGAGGAUUAGACUUAAAGGCUGACAUGAAGAAAAUAGAGGAGGAAGGAGCAAAUUUAUUGAUAGGCACACCUGGGAGGUUAUACGACAUAAUGGAACGCAUGGAUAUCUUGGAUUUCCGAAAUUUUGAGGUCUUAAUAUUAGACGAGGCUGAUAGGCUCUUGGAUAUGGGGUUUCAAAAGCAGAUAACUUCCAUUAUAUCUCGGUUACCAAAGCUGCGUAGAACUGGUCUUUUUUCUGCUACCCAAACUGAGGCAGUUGAAGAGCUCUCCAAAGCAGGGCUGAGGAAUCCUGUGAGGGUUGAAGUUCGAGCAGAAGCCAUAACACAGGAUGAGUUGGCAUCCUCCCAACAAUUGGCCUCUUCCAAAACACCCUUAGGCCUUAAUAUGGAGUAUCUGGAAUCUGAAGCAGACAAAAAGUCAUCUCAGCUUGUUGAUUUCAUAAAAGAUAACAUGUCGAGAAAGAUCAUCGUGUACUUUAUGACAUGUGCUUGUGUUGAUUACUGGGGGGUUGUUCUUCCACGCCUUUCUGCUCUCAAAGGGUGCCCCUUAAUUUCUCUUCAUGGAAGGAUGAAACAGCAAGCGCGGGAAAAGGCCUUAGCUUCUUUUACUUCACUUUCAAGUGGCAUUCUUCUGUGUACUGAUGUAGCAGCUCGGGGACUUGACAUUCCAGGUGUUGAUUGGAUUGUGCAGUAUGAUCCCCCACAGGAUCCAAAUGUUUUCGUACACAGAGUUGGUCGGACUGCACGGAUGGGUCGGUCGGGAAGCGCUAUUGUUUUUCUCUUACCAAAGGAGGAAGCUUAUGUGGAGUUCUUGCAUAUAAGAAGAGUCCCCAUUGUUGAGAGGAAAUGUUCAGAUAAUGCUCUUGAUAUUAUUCCUCAGAUAAGAGCUGCUGCAAAAAAGGAUCGCGACGUCAUGGAGAAAGGAUUAAAGGCGUUUGUUUCAUACAUCCGCGCAUAUAAGGAGCACCAAUGUUCCUAUAUUUUCAGAUGGAAAGAACUGGAGAUUGGGAAGUUAGCAAUGGGAUAUGGCCUGUUGCAGCUUCCUGCAAUGCCUGAAGUGAAACAUCACUCUCUUUCUAUUGAAGGGUUUACUGCAGCUGAAGAUAUCAAUUUAACGGAGAUUAAGUAUAAAGAUAAAUCUCGUGAGAAACAAAGACAAAGGACCCUGAAAGCAAAGAAAGCAGCGGAGCAUCAACAAGCAAAGCCACUUAAGCCUAAAGUCAAUCAAAAUGCUACAGCUACUAUUAUGAGGAAGAAAACUGCAAAGCAGAGACGGGCUGCCCAGACAAUUGAAGAUGAAGAUGAGCUUGAUCGUGAAUACCGCUUACUUAAAAAGCUGAAGAAAGGAACCAUUGAUGAGACUGAAUUCGCAAAGCUUACUGGAACAGAAGAGCUGCUUUGAAAUGAUUGUGAUGCAGCCAGCUCUGUCAAGGCUUUUAUGGGCUUAGAAGAUGGUGUGAAACUAAUAUAAUGAGAAAAAGAUCUGGCAGGGAGUCCAAGCUCAAGCGAAGAUUAAACGUCUGGAGUGACAGUUUAGGAUAAGGUCAGAUAAAUGGAAGGAACAUUCAAAGAGAAGUUUGGCAGCAA